AUGGCCCUCAGCGAUGCUGACAAGCAAAAGCAGAUUAAGCACAUGAUGGCAUUUAUUGAACAAGAAGCCAAUAAGAAGGCAGAAGAAAUAGAUGCAAAGGCAGAAGAAGAGUUCAACAUUGAGAAAGGUCGUCUUGUGCAAACCCAAAGACUGAAGAUUAUGGAAUAUUAUGAAAAGAAAGAAAAGCAGAUUGAGCAGCAGAAGAAAAUUCAGAUGUCCAAUUUGAUGAAUCAAGCAAGACUGGAAGUCCUCAGAGCGAGAGAUGACCUUAUCUCGGGUUUAUACCAGCUGCCGGAGCUCCGAAUGAUUGUUCGUUGCCGGAAACAGUAUUUCCCUCUGGUAAAGGCUGCGGUGCAAAAAGCAAUCCCUAUGUAUAAAACGGCCACCACUCGAGACACCAAUCUCAAGCAUGGCAAGGAUACCAUGUUUGGUGGAGAGUCCGAGAAAACCCUCAAUGAGAUGGAUUAA
Molecule: messenger RNA, 468 nt
Organism: Chrysochloris asiatica (Cape golden mole)
Lineage: Eukaryota; Metazoa; Chordata; Mammalia; Afrosoricida; Chrysochloridae
Product: V-type proton ATPase subunit E 1-like
Exons: 3
Coding region: 1-468 (155 amino acids)
Biological process (GO): proton transmembrane transport
Cellular component (GO): proton-transporting two-sector ATPase complex, catalytic domain
Molecular function (GO): proton-transporting ATPase activity, rotational mechanism
Source: RefSeq, a predicted model, not a curated record